AUGUCAUCUACCUCACAGUGUACUCAUGUCAUCUAUCUCACAGUGUACUCCCAUCAUGUCAUCUACCUCACCGUGUACCCACCUCAUGUCAUCUACCUCACCGUGUACUCACCUCCUGUCAUCUUCCUCACCGUGUACCCACCUCCUGUCAUCUACCUCGCCGUGUACCCACCUGAUGUCAUCUACCUCACCGUGUACCCACCUCCUGUCAUCUACCUCACAGUGUACUCCUGUCAUCUACCUCACCGUGUACCCACCUCAUUCAUCUACCUCACCGUGUACCCACCUCAUGUCAUCUACCUCACCGUGUACCCACCUCAUUCAUCUACCUCACCGUUGUACCCCCAUCAUGUCAUGUACCUCACCUUGUACCCACCUCCUGUCAUCUACCUCACCUUGUACCCACCUCCUGUCAUCUACCUCACCUUGUACCCACCUCCUGUCAUCUACCUCACCGUGUACCCACCUCAUUUUAUAUACCACAGCGUGUACCCACCUGAUGUCAUCUACCUCACUGUGUACUCCCCUCAUGUCAUCUACCUCACCGUGUACCCACCUUAUAUAAUCUACCUCACCGUAUACUCCCCUCCUGUUAUCUACCUCACCGUGUACCCACCUCAUGUCAUCUACCUCUUCGUGUACUCAUGGCAUCUACCUCACCGUGUACUCCUGUCAUGUCAUCUACCUCACCGUGUACUCCUGUCAUCUACCUCACAGUGUACUCCUGUCAUGUCAUCUACCUCACUGUGUACCCAUGUCAUCUACCUCACAGUGUACCCCCAUCAUGUCAUGUACCUCACCGUGUACCCACCUCAUGUCAUCUACCUCUUCGUGUACUCAUGGCAUCUACCUCACCGUGUACUCCUGUCAUGUCAUCUACCUCACCGUGUACUCAUGUCAUCUACCUCGCCGUAUAUUCCCCUCCUGUCAUCUACCUCACCUUGGGUGUGGUGGGUUAAGAAUGUGAUUGGAGGAUUGAUGGAAGAUUGGGUGAGUGUUGAGUGUGGAGUAGGGGAGAUUGGAGGAUUGAUGGAAGAUUGGGUGAAUGGGGCGUGGGGAGUAGGGGAAAUUGGAGGAUUGAUGGAAGAUUGGGUGAAUGGGGAGUGGGGAGUAGGGGAGAUCGGAGGAUUG
Molecule: messenger RNA, 1131 nt
Organism: Physella acuta
Lineage: Eukaryota; Metazoa; Mollusca; Gastropoda; Physidae
Product: adhesive plaque matrix protein-like
Source: RefSeq, a predicted model, not a curated record